AUGAUAUUGAGGUUCGUUAGCAAAGACGGCCAGUUCCGGUUGACGGUACAGCCCGAGGACACCUUUUCGUCGAUUCUGCCCCAGGUUGCCGAGAAGCUGCCCAAGAAUGUCGACAUCCAGAGCAUCAGUGUUAGCAACAAGCCGCAGGGAGGCGACGCGAGGAAGCUUGCUGGCCUUGAGGGCGUAAGCUUCAAGCAAGUGGGACUAUCAAACGGCGCGCAACUCUUCCUGUCCUUCGAGGAGCAGUCUGCGGCACCGAACGGCCAUGCUGCACCUUCGACCGGCGGCGCACGACUGAAUGGCAAACCCGUCGAAGAGACCAACAUGGGCUCCGUUCCCAUCGGCGAUGCUCUGCAAACCAUAAAGAACCCAUGGGAGGUGGUCAGGCAGUCCCCGCUCGACGACAGGCUAGACAGACAGGAUGGCAAAAUCCCUAGGAAACGCGACGCUCGCAUGUGUUCCCACGGGCCCAAGGGCAUGUGCGACUACUGUAUGCCCCUCGAACCCUACUCGCCCGCAUACCUCGCCGAGAAGAAGAUCAAGCACCUAUCCUUCCAUUCAUACCUGCGCAAAGUCAACUCGGCGAAGAACAGGCCAGAGCUCGGUAGUUCGUACAUGCCACCGCUGACCGAACCCUACUACCGCGUACGCCCCGACUGUCCAUCGGGACACAAGCCAUUCCCAGAGGGUAUCUGCACCAAGUGCAUGCCUAGCGCCAUCUCGCUGAAGCCACAAGAGUACCGCAUGGUAGACCACGUCGAGUUCGCUUCAAUACAGGUGGUGGACGAUGUGAUCAACUUCUGGAGACAAACGGGCUGUCAGCGACUGGGCUUCUUGUACGGCAGGUAUGAGGAGUAUACCGAGGUGCCGCUGGGAACAAAGGCUGUCGUCGAGACCAUCUACGAGCCACCGCAAGUCAACGAGGCGGACGGCAUCUCGCUAGGCGAAUGGGACAACGAGAAGGAGAUUGACGAGAUCGCCGCACAGUGUGGGCUGCAACGCGUCGGAGUGAUCUUUACCGAUCUCCUCGACGCAGACAAGGGCGACGGCUCUGUCAUCUGCAAGCGACACAUGGACUCAUACUACCUUUCCUCCCUAGAAAUCUGCUUCGCAGCACGGUACCAAGCAAGAUACCCCCGGCCUUCCAAAUGGAGCGACACCGGACGACACGGCUCCAACUUUGUUACAUGUGUAAUCAGCGGUGAUGACCAAGGUCAAAUUGGCAUCUCCUCAUACCAGGUUUCGAACGACGCCGUUGAGAUGGUUCGUGCCGACAUCAUCGAGCCCUCAGCUGAGCCAUCAGUUAUGCUUGUCCAAUCAGAGGAAGACAACGAAGCCUUGAACCGCGCGCGAUACAUCCCCGAAGUUUUCUACCGGAGGAUCAACGAGCACGGUGCGAACGUACAAGAGAUUGCCAAACCCGACUUCCCCGUGGAAUAUCUGCUUCUCACACUAACACACGGAUUCCCUACUCAGCCAAAUCCUCUAUUCACUGGUGGCAAGUUCCCGAUCGAGAACCGCGAGGCUAUGGGCGAGAUGCCAGAGAUCUCACAUCUUGGCAAAGCUCUCAACGCAAGAGCCAACGGGCUGGCGCUCAACACGACCAGCGGCCUCAGUGCCAUUUCAAAUUUCCACAUGCUAUGCUUUAUCCAUAACCUCGGCAUUCUGUCAAAGGACGAAGAGUCACUACUCUUCAAGGUAGCAUCAACGCACGACACCUCAGAAGGCUCAGCGCUCCAACAUACCGGAGGCUGGGCAACCCUUCUGACCAUUCUCAAAGAAAGUGGUGAGCGCCCCCCGAAACGUUCUUAUCAAUCUUCGCCCCAAUCCCAGUCGGCCAGUAGGGGGGCUGCAGCUCUAGACCACACCCGCGGUACGAUGCGACAGUCCUCCUAUGGCUCAGAUUCCGAUUCAGUACAGUUGGCUAAGAGGGUAAAGGGGGUUAAGCUUGGGAAGUAG
Messenger RNA from Alternaria incomplexa, 1959 nucleotides. It is a transcript of the gene NPL4, whose product is annotated as nuclear protein localization protein 4. Gene Ontology annotation, biological process: ubiquitin-dependent protein catabolic process. The transcript is spliced from 4 exons. The record is from RefSeq and is a predicted model, not a curated record. Gene Ontology annotation, molecular function: ubiquitin binding; ubiquitin protein ligase binding. The coding region runs from base 1 to 1959 and encodes 652 amino acids. Gene Ontology annotation, cellular component: nucleus. Lineage: Eukaryota; Fungi; Ascomycota; Dothideomycetes; Pleosporales; Pleosporaceae.